AUGAGAAAGAGAAAAAUCUGGGAUUGUUCACUUCAGCUCUCCUGGAGAAUGGACGGUGAAACAUUUCCUUCCACUCUGCUGCCAGCAGGAGGUGCGGUCCACGAGGGGAUGACUCUGGAACAGAAAACCACUUUUGCAUUUGUUAUCUUCCUAUUUAUCUUCUUGGGAAUCCUCAUCGUAAGGUGUUUCAGGAUUCUUUUGGAUCCGUACAGGAGCAUGCCCACGUCAACGUGGGCAGACGGGCUGGACGGACUGGAGAAAGGACAGUUCGACUAUGUACUGGCCUGA
This is a messenger RNA of Carcharodon carcharias (great white shark), 288 nucleotides long. Its product is annotated as cortexin-3. Lineage: Eukaryota; Metazoa; Chordata; Chondrichthyes; Lamniformes; Lamnidae. The record is from RefSeq and is a predicted model, not a curated record. Bases 1 to 288 code for a protein of 95 amino acids. The transcript has a single exon.